Molecule: messenger RNA, 1314 nt
Organism: Wasmannia auropunctata (little fire ant)
Lineage: Eukaryota; Metazoa; Arthropoda; Insecta; Hymenoptera; Formicidae
Product: piggyBac transposable element-derived protein 4-like
Exons: 1
Coding region: 1-1314 (437 amino acids)
Source: RefSeq, a predicted model, not a curated record
AUGUCGUACAAUCUGCGGACAAAAGCUCGAAGAGAGGAGUUGCUCGAGCAAGAGAGUAAUCCUGAGUCGGAGUAUGAGGAACAGUCUGGCUCCGAAUCCGAGCAGAACGAAUCUGAUACAGAUGAUGUUUCUUAUUGCGAUGACGAAAUUAGCGAGGAGGACAUGGAAGACGAGGUGCAGAAUGCACGAGCUAAACAGGCUCGAAUGUCUCUAUCAGAUGAAAAUAAUUCUUCUCGAGCUCCACAACGUGGUCGUCCUGUCACGAAAUUGUAUGGGAAAAAUGGAUUUGUCUGGAAAACUCAGUUUGCUGAACGUAGGUCCGACCGUAUGAGUGAUGUCCAAGCGGAGUUUGGAGCAGAAUUAGUUGGAGAAACUCUGAAUCUGCAAAAAAUAGAAAACUUUUGGGAUCUUCUAUUCACCAACGAAAUGAUUGAUCUGAUCGUCGAACGGACCAAUUUAAAAAUUGAACGGGAGUGCGCUGAAAUGGUAGCUGAAGAUAAAUUUGAAUCCUAUCAUCACCAUACCGACGCUGUUGAAAUGAGGGCAUUUAUCGGCGUUCUUUACUAUGCUGGUCUUUGGAAAGCUGCCCACGUCGACGUGAAUGAACUUUGGGAACGGAGGAAUGGACUUGAUUUUUAUAGGUGCGUUUUUACUCACCACAGAUUCACAUUCCUUCAAUUUUGUCUACGUUUCGAUGUUCUGAAAGAACGGGAUCCUGAGGACAGAUUUUCGCCUAUUAGAGAAAUUUGGGACAUUUUUAUAGAAAAUUGUGGAAAAUACUACAGACCUAGCAGUAAAUGUACUGUUGACGAACAGCUACUCAGUUUCCGAGGUAGAUGUAUAUUUCGUAUGUAUAUGAAAGCAAAGCCGGACAAAUAUGGUUUGAAAAUUUUGACUCUAAAUGAUGCAAGUACUGCCUACCUUGUCUUCGCUAUACUCUACCUUGGACAAAAUGCAAAGAUAUCAAACCCGCAAAAACUGCCGAUUUCAGAAUACUUCUUUCAAGAAGUCACCGCUCCCAUACAUGGCACCGAUCGCACAGUCACAUGCGACAAUUGUACAUGCGACAUGUACAAUUGGUUUUCUUCCAUUCCUCUCUUGCAACGUAUGUUGGCUCCACCGUUCAAGCUUUCGAUUACGGGAACCAUAAAAAAGAACAAACAAGAAGUGCCUCUUGAGUUAAAAAUCGCCUCGCCAAAUCCUCCAGCGACAAAAUUUUGCGAAGGAUAUUACCUUACUUUCUUACACUCCCAAAAAAAAGAAAAUUGUGUUAGUCGCUUCAACGUACAUGAACACCAGGGAAAUCGCAAAUGA